AUGCCUGAUGGAGACUCAGAUUUGCUCGCACGGCUCAAUGCGCUGAAGCCCUCCUCGGUGAGGCUUGAUAGCGCGCCGCAUGCUCCUUCGAUCGACGUAGAGCUUGCUCGCCCGCAGACAGUAGAGGACCGACUUGCGGAGCGACUUAAGAGCCUGCGGUCUGGCGGGAUCACAAGUACUCCUACAACGGAUACCAGGGAUGCUGCUCAUCAAGGUCCAGCUAAAGCACUUACUGCACAGGUAAACGAUGAGGUAAAAGCGGAAGCUGAUCCAAUCCGUGACUGGCAGCAGGAUCCGGACAACGAGCAGUCGUUAGAGGACUUGAUAGCAGAUUUGGGUCCAGAUGAGCAGUGGCAGCUUGACCCGGAGGAUCCAGAGCACAUUGCUGGACUUUUGAAAGAAGCGAAGGCUUCGCUUCCGCAACAAGACGGGGCAGGAGCCGGUACAUCAAACGUAGAUUAUGAGUGGCAGCACGUCAAUGCAGAGGAAGCGGGCGACGCUGCGGUUAGCACGAAAGCAGAGGAUCAACAGGACGAAGAAGCCGCAGACGAGUACGUAAGGAAGGUGCUGGCUGAGCUCGAUGCAGAGGAGAAGUACGGCAGCCCUCAGCCACACACGGGAGAUGAAGACGGUACGGUGGGAUCCCCAUCAGACCAUCAACUUCCUUCAAUACCAUCUGCCCUGCCAAAGCCUUCCAACGCCUCGGAGCCGCCGACAUACGAAGACAGCGAGCUCGAAGCACGCUUCUCAAAGCUCGGCCUCGACCUCCCUUCCACACCGAGCGCACCGCCUUCAGCAAAACCAAAGGUAAUUGCUAGCUUAGGUAGGUCGAAGUCCAAGUCAGGACUUCCGAAGUACACGGACGAAGAUAUCAACUCCUGGUGCUGCAUUUGCAACGAAGACGGCGAAGUGAGAUGCCUUGGCUGUGACAGCGACGUCUAUUGUCAGAACUGCUGGCGCGAAGGCCAUGGCAGCGGACCUGGGCAGGAACGGGGCCAUCGUGCUGUGCUGUUUGUACGGAAGGGUGGCGGAGGGUUGGCUGCGGCCUGA
Messenger RNA from Baudoinia panamericana UAMH 10762, 1050 nucleotides. RefSeq lists its product as uncharacterized. The transcript has a single exon. The record is from RefSeq and is a predicted model, not a curated record. NCBI's taxonomy places the organism in Eukaryota, Fungi, Ascomycota, Dothideomycetes, Mycosphaerellales, Teratosphaeriaceae. Bases 1 to 1050 code for a protein of 349 amino acids.